Molecule: messenger RNA, 564 nt
Organism: Hevea brasiliensis (rubber tree)
Lineage: Eukaryota; Viridiplantae; Streptophyta; Magnoliopsida; Malpighiales; Euphorbiaceae
Exons: 2
Coding region: 1-564 (187 amino acids)
Source: RefSeq, a predicted model, not a curated record
AUGGCAACCUUCAAUGCACAAGAAGGCCAAUCGAUGGAUGUUGUUGAGAAUGGUCCAUUCACCCCAGCUAAAGUUGUAAAUGGUGAACAUGUGGAAAAACCCAAGGGUGAAUGGAGUGAGCAAGAAAAGAGAAGGGUAGCUUUAAAUGACAAAGGAAUCCAUGUUUUGUUUUGUGCUCUUAGUAGAAGUGAGUACAACAAAGUGCACAUGAAGUCUACCACAAAGCAGAUUUGGGAUGCUUUGGUAAUUACUCAUGAAGGCACAAAUCAAGUGAAGGAGAACAAGAUGGAUUCCCUAAUCUAUCAAUAUGAGCUAUUCAAGAUGAAAUCGGAUGAGACGAUUAGUCAAAUGUACGAUAGAUUUAUGGAAAUCAUUAGUGGAAUCAAAUCCCUUGGGAAGACAUUCACUAAUAAAGAGCUAGUAAAGAAGAUACUAAGGAGUCUUCCUAAAGAGUGGUUACCAAAGGUGACUUCACUCAAGGAUGCUAAGGAUUUGAGCAAAGUACAACUUGAUGAACUUUUAGGAAAUCCCAUUGACUAUGAGUUAACACUCAAAAGAGAGUAA